Odontomachus brunneus is the source of this 1275-nucleotide messenger RNA. RefSeq names its product EF-hand calcium-binding domain-containing protein 1-like. Bases 55 to 723 code for a protein of 222 amino acids. Gene Ontology annotation, molecular function: kinase binding; calcium ion binding. Gene Ontology annotation, biological process: calcium-mediated signaling. Lineage: Eukaryota; Metazoa; Arthropoda; Insecta; Hymenoptera; Formicidae. The record is from RefSeq and is a predicted model, not a curated record. The transcript is spliced from 6 exons.
UGAAAAUUAAUUAGAUAAUAUUACAAAAGUACGGGAUAAAUUUACAAGAAUAAAAUGCCAACCGAAUUGGCCAUUGACACGUUAAGCAAACCAUUGCCGGAGAUUGUCUUCAGAAGAAAAAAUAAUGCUUUAUUUAAGAAACUAGCGAAGAAUACGCACUUCAAUUUGAGAGAAGUCGAAGCAUUAGCCGUUAUACACAGAAAAAUAACGCAAACCUUGGGCCCUAUAACGAGAUUAGUAUUUAGAGAUAUUUUUCACUCUGGUCUGGAUUACACCGAGAACAUCCGACACUUAUUCAUCGACAGACUUUUCUCCGCGUUAGACAAGAAGAACGUUCUGCAAAUUAAUCUGGAACAAUGGAUCGAAGGACUUUCCAUAAUUCUUCGUGGCACUUUGUCCGAGAAGAUACAUUUCGCGUACACCAUCUACGAUUUUAUGCACACCAACAAACUGAAGAAGGAACAUAUAUUUCCGUCAAUGCGAGGCUGUCUAAUCAAACUACAGACAGACGAAGAUCUCGAAGAAGGCGAAAAGGAUUUGAUUGAUUUAUUGAUGAAGAAGAUCGACGUGGACCGCGACGGUGGAAUAACCGAGGAAGAAUUUCACACGACGAUAAAAGACAGAAAUCCGCUGUUGUUGGAAUGUAUAGGACCAGUGUUCCCGUCUAGGGAAGCGAGACGAGCGUUUCUCAGCACGUUCACGGACCGCCUCGGACGAUUUUGAUUUCCUCUUUUCACGGGCGUUGUCGUUUGUGUAAUUUGUGUAUUUAACAACGUCGGUCACGAGCCACGUUUUGUCGAACCUCUUAGAGAUAACCUGCUGCGAUAAAUACGUAUCCACCGAAAUCGUUCGAGUUACAUCGUCAAGAGCUGUGCUGUCCCAGCUAAGAACCCAAAAGUGCAUCUCAGUGAAGCGGACAGGCAAACGCGCCCAAUCAGACAGAAAAGAUCCUCCCGCGCUCCAGAGCAAACGGUCCGGGUCUAGCUCGGGGCCGGAGAGAGCAAUGUUUCGCGCGCGGAAUGUUCAAUGAGGUGUGCAGAUGUGUGCUCACAGGGCGCUGUUGUGGCCACACAGUACCAUGUGUUGUCCAGUUGCGGAGGAGCGGGAGGAACCGCGGCAUGAGGUCAUCCGCGUGAACACGACACCGUCGGUCUCGUCGAUCGCAGCGGGAUCUGCCCUGACACGGACACCGGACAAAUGGAUUCAGGAAGAUCCCGCUAACGAAAGCAGUGAUUUAUCUCUGUUUCGUAGACACGCACGUCCUUUCCACGGAAG